Ostertagia ostertagi is the source of this 312-nucleotide messenger RNA. Lineage: Eukaryota; Metazoa; Nematoda; Chromadorea; Rhabditida; Trichostrongylidae. The record is from the annotation of a GenBank genome assembly.
AUGACCAACCUUAUGAUCCCAAUUGUGCUGGAAAGGAAAUUUUAUGAAGAUAAUGGCAUACCACCGAAUUCAUUCAUUGCCUUGGAUGAUUUCAAAACCGACGAUGACCUAGCAGCGUAUCUGGAUGUGGUCCUGCACAACGACAAAGAAUAUCUCAAGUACUUUGAGUGGACGAAGCACUAUCGGAAACCGACGAGCUAUGUGAGUGAUGCUGGAUGUAGACUGUGCCGAGAUCUUCACCAGCGGAAGAAACUUCGCAUAGAAAACAUCGAGACCUUCUACGUGAAGGAUCAGUGUGGAAAAGCUUACUCG